Molecule: messenger RNA, 4536 nt
Organism: Psylliodes chrysocephalus
Lineage: Eukaryota; Metazoa; Arthropoda; Insecta; Coleoptera; Chrysomelidae
Source: the annotation of a GenBank genome assembly
GGUGGUUAAAAAAGAAGAAUUGUAUUUAAAUAAAAAACAUUUGAAUUUGAAUAUUUGAAAGACUAUCUAUUAAUUUAUAUUUAUAAUGAUAAAUGUGGAGAGAUUACAGCUAAGUACCAAUACCUUACUCAGCUGAAAUUCAGGUAAACAUGACCCUGAAAAUAAAUUAACACAUAAAUAGAAACUUCUACAAAAAGUACUCAUUGUUGUUUCGUUCUCCAAAAGUGAAGGUUGUAAAUAUAUUUAUUGAAAAAUGACAAGCAUUCACUCAACUAAUAUUCAUGAAGUCCAUGAAAUGCCAAUGAAUAUUAUUAUCAGACCUAUACCACCUCAGCUCGAUGAACAAAAAGUAAAAUCAUUGAUGGAAACAUUAUCCGAUCCUAAGAAAAUUAAUGAAGUUCCACCUAUUGAUGUUUUGUGGAUAACAGGCAAAGAAGGCGGUAAUUAUUAUUACAGUUUCGGCGGCUGUCACAGAUUUGCAGCUCACCAGAGGUUGAAACUUGACACAAUUACAGCUAAAAUAGUAAAAUCGACCAUUGAAGAUCUUAAAGUUUACUUAGGAGCCAGUAUGCCCGAUUUAAAAUAGAAUCAUCGCCACUAGUUUGAUGAUUUUUAACUCCUUAAAUUAUAUGUACUAUAUUGUAUUAGAUUUUUACAAUAAGUAUACAGGGUGGGCCACCGGUAACACCUCAGUUUGUGGAGUCAAACUUUUUUUAAUCGAUUUUCAUUGCGAGAAGUAUAUCAGAAAUGGCAACAAGUAUUUAAAAAUAAUUUCAAUUAUACAAGGUGCUUCAGGAAAGUGCUACAAAGCAGAGCAAAGCAAGGUUCUUAAAUUGCAUUUUUUAAAACUAUAAAUUAAUCUUUGUUAAGGGUCGUUAUACCUAGAGUCAAUAAUUUUUGAUAUAUUUAAGUGUUUUCAAAAAUAUGUGAUGUUUAAAAAAUGCAAAUACCUAUGUCGUAAUAUUUCAAAUUAAUUUUUUUAAGGUAUGUUAUUAAGAGAGUCUUCUGAGCUGUAAUAUGUUCAAAUACUUGUUGAUCAAACAUAUAUUGUAUAUAUUUAGAAAAUAGAUAUUAUACACAGCUUUAAACACUAAAAAACUCCGUUGGUUUAAAGAGAACACCCAGUAUUUUUUAACAUUAUUUGAAGAAUCUCUUGAAAUCAUUUCAAUUUUUUUUUUUUUUUCGAUAUUUUGGUGAAAAUUUUAUUUUCUUCAGAGCCAAUUUCUCUGGAUUCAUAAUCAGGGGGAUAAAAACCAUAGCUCGCGACACUUUUAUGAUUUUGGACACUGUAAAUUAAGUCUAUAAGACUACUGUAGGAAUAUGAUGAGUGUAGCAUAGGCAACCAGUAUCACACAUGUGUGUAUAUCAUGUUGCCUAUAUCUUAAUUAUUAGAGUGAGUUGUAUGGGCAAGUCAGUGCGACUGUAAUGGCUGUCAAGACUUAAGACAUAUUCGUUGUAUCGAUUGGAGUAAACUCAGUUUGCUACGUUAUUAUUGUGUUAUAUUAUAAUUUAUAUUAUUCCUUACACUACUUUUUUCAGAGAGCAAAAAAAAUUAAAAUAGACAAAAUGAAAUGUUUUAUUUCACAUAGGUGUUAAAAAAACAUUACUUAAUAAUAAUAUGUAAAAAUAAACAUAUUUAAAACUAAAUUAAACCCAAAACUAAAACCCGCACAGAAAUUUUGAAAAAGUACAUAUUUUUAAACGAAAGGCAAAAAAUACAAGAAAAAAAGAAAAAAUCUUUCAUAUUGCAAUAUUAAAUUGUCAAAGUGUUAGUUAAACAAAAACUUACAUAAAAUACAAAUGUAAAAAACAGUUAAUGAUUUCCAGCAUAAGCUAAAAGUUCACUACUCUUGAACUAAUUUUUGCCACAGCUUUUAGGAAACUGACGCCACUCUGUCGCAAACAUGGCUACCUGUCGAGCUCCAAUUUGGAAAGGAUUAGAUGUAAGGCCCUACCUGUGGAGUUCCCAAUAACCAAUAAGAAAUAAUUGUUUAUAUCGCGUAGUCUGUCAGACGACGCCGAACCAGUUAAGGGUUAUGUUUAAGACAUAUAAGAAAUUAAAGUAAAAUUUUAAAACACCAAGUACAGAACAAAUAAUAAAUUAAUUAAUCUAAUAAAUUUUCAAAAUGAAUAAUCUUGAAUACUGAUCCUCCGUUCAAACGAAUGUUUCACUCUUUUUAACAUAUCUGGGAUACUAGUUGUAAAUGCAUUCUUAAUUAUUUUCUUCAUAUCUUCUGGCAUGGUUGCUGGGGUACUGUAUACAAGACUUUUUAUAUAACCCCAUAAACAUUUGAUGGGGUUAAACAGGGUAAUUUAGGUGACCAAUAGCAUGGUCCUCUUCUUCCUAUCCAUUUAUUAGGAAAUUUCCAGUAAAAGUAAUUUCUCACGCCAUGCGCAACAUAAGCAGGAACACCGUUUGUUCCCUUACGAUUAAUGGGGUAUAUCUUAGAAGUAGCCAAAAAUCUGAUCGAAGAAACCUGAAAAAAUUACAUCUAUUUAGAUGACCGUUAAAAAAUGUGGGCCUAUAACUUUCUCUCAAAUAAUUCCACUAUAUACAUUUAUGCUCCUAUUUCUAAAUAGGUACCAAUUUUUUGUACCCAUAGCAAUGGGCAUUGUGACGAUUUAAUAAGCCAUUGUUAUAGAAAGUAUUUUGUAAAUAGAACAAAAUCUAAACUAAAAAAAUCUCUAUUUUCUCCUAACUGUUCUAGUGUCUAUAAACUAGAAUCUACGCAUCCGUACUGUAUAUAUGUUUAUGGAAUUAGAUAUUGUAUUGGUUUUAUUUAUAUAAAUACAUAAUACUUCUCUGGUGCUAAUAUUAGCAUUCUCCACUCACCAGAAAAGAUAGAAGCCUGUAUCUGCCCGAGUAGGAACGCUACGCUAACAAGGAUCCUUACUGGGUAUGGCCGACCCAAAUGACACCUUGGUCAACUGAGAGUAGUAGAAGGUAGUGAUUGCAUAUUCUGUGAGGAGGACGAAACACCUCCGUGUAACACUUCAGAAUCCAAGAGGAUUAUACUUAGGAGCAUACCUAAUUUGAAGCCACUUCAAAUCCCACAGUUCCUUGAAAAGAUAUGAUCGGACUAUUUCCUUGCUGCAUUAGCAACAAAAGGGAGCACAAUAGAUCUUUUAGGUCGCAGUGCAUUAAUACCCAACAUAACAUAGCAUUCUCCGCGACCUAAUACCACAAAUUCUUUAUUAUCAAUUAUGGUUUUAGUUUUUUUAAGUUCUCUUAUCCGAUUGAUCCCCGUCAGGGUACUUUGGUUUAAACCCUUUGUUGAUAAAAAAUAAUUUGUGUAGCAUUCACCUAUGGUGAGAAUCAUAUUACUCUUUCUUGAAUUGAAUAUUCCUUCAUUUUAAAUGCAAGAUUGCACAAAACAGUUUAAAUUAAAAUGACUUAAACUGAGAACCAAACCUCAGACACUUUGAUUAAUGAAAUAUAAUGAAUUAUUUUCAAAAAUUAUAAGAACUACGUUAUCUCUAAAACUAUCACAGAUAUGUACAGGAAUACCUACAUUGUUUGAAAGGAUUUUGAAAGAUACUUUAAAUAAGGUUAAAAUAUACUCUUAAUGUACCUUAAAAUUAUCAAUUUGAAAUAUUAAGAAACUUAGGACAUACCUAUUUGCAUUUUUUAAGCAACCCAUUUUUUGAAAACACUUGAAUAUAUCAAAAAUUAUAGAUUCUACGUAUAACAAAUCCUUAACAAAGUUACACUAAUUUUUUUUUUAGAUUGCAAAAAUGCAAUAAAAUACAGUGUAUCCUAUUUAAAAAACCUAACUUUGCCCAGACAGCACACUAAAUCCUUUGGAUAUCUACUGGACAUCCCGCAAUAUCCACUGAAUGUCCAGUCCAUAUCUAUUUUAUAUCCAUGAGAUAUAAUUUAUAGACAUGCAAAUGUCCGUAAAUAAUAGUAAUUACAUAACAAAUUAUUAAAAAAGUACGCCAUUAUGACUAAUAGUACCGUUUAGAUAUUUAAAAUUAAAUUUGUUUUAAGAUGUAUUCAAUAUCGCAUAGAUAUCCACUAAAUAUAUUAAAGUCUAGGCGCGAACGCAAACCAUGGUGGAUAUCCACUAGAUGUAAUUUAUGGAUAUUUUAUGUACCUAAAUUUCGGAAAAUAUGUGAAUUGGUUUAAUAAUUAUUAAAUUACUUAAAUAUUACGCCAUGUGAUAACUAAGAAAGUAUGUAGGUAUGGUUUAUAGAAAUUUAAAAUAAGUAAGUUAUAUUCAAUAUCCCACAGAUAUCCACUAGAUAAAUAAUAUUCACAAUGAACGGGAGCGCAGGCGCGGAUAUUUUCUGCCCUCACAGGUGCCAUCGGCCAUUUUAUAGUUUGUUUUCGUUUUGUUUGUGUCGUGAUCAUGAGUUUCAUUUGAUAAUUUUGGAUUAAAAGGAGGUAAGUAAGCUUUAAAACCUAAAUUUCUUAGUGUAAAAAGUUGAUAGACUUUAGUUAAAUAAGACAAUGGUUAAAUUUACGUUAUUAAGAUUGUUUAGUAGUUGUAUGCAAUGUACGUUAAAAUCCGUGUCCUUUUUAGGUAAAUCACA